Molecule: messenger RNA, 2711 nt
Organism: Seriola dumerili (greater amberjack)
Lineage: Eukaryota; Metazoa; Chordata; Actinopteri; Carangiformes; Carangidae
Exons: 2
Coding region: 562-1548 (328 amino acids)
Source: RefSeq, a predicted model, not a curated record
CCCAAAGCACGAGCAAGCUCACACACACCUGAAAGACCCCUGCAGUUACAUGUCUACGACACACACGUGCCAGAUCUGCGUUCGCCAACCCCUGAGCGAGAAUUGCGGCCACUCGCUGCUCUGGCACGCACUCCAACCCCAGACGGAUUUCUCCCGCGCACGCCCACCCCAGACUCACGAACGCACACGCCGGACCCACGGUCAUGCACUCCAGGUUUUCGAACUCCUACACCCGACGUUAGCGACGGGUAUAUCUCAUCGAAGGAUGACUCCACUCUUUCCACCACCUCGGAGGAGUAUUAUGAAUGUAGCGACACUCCUUCCCAUAACCCAACUUUUCACAACCAUGGGACAACAGUGGAUCAUGAUACUUUCACACACACAAAUACCGCAAAUGCUACAACCAUUACCACCGCUACCACUAGUCCUGCAUGCAUAAAUAAUACCACUUGUGCUUCUACGUCAGGCACUACAGACAGGAAGGCCUCUAGCGGUGAAACACAGAGUUUGUCUGGGUCUUCAAGAGUCUCCAGUUCUUCUUCUAUACUUGAGAAAGUGAAAAUGGGGGAGGACAAGGAAGCCACAAAUGAAAAAAAUGGGAGAGAAGAGGAUGACAGUCGGAAGAAACUGAGUUUGGCAGAGAGAGAUUCCGAGGGGACGGAGACGAGAGGCUGCGAUGAGGCUAAGAGAACAGCAGAGCAUCUUAAACAGGCUGAAGAAUCAACAGAGGUGGUGGAAAAAGACAAGGAGGCCCAAGCCCCUAAAAGAAAGCAGGUGCUAAAACAAUCAGCAGCAGAGAGACUGAUCAAUGGGAGAGAAUCCACCAAUAAUGCAACAGAUGCAAAGCGACUGUCUACUGGUGACCUUAAGCCAGAGAACACUGAGAAAGUGGACAAAGACAAGGUGGUGGACAAAGUGGCACCAAAACCCAGCAGCGUGGAGAGGAGAGACAGGCCCCAGUCAACUAGACAGACGGAGGGACAGAAGUCUGGGGAGUCUUCCCCUUUCCGACCACCCGGACUCCCUCAACCCCUCUCAGCCACCCAGCCAUUGGGGGCUCGUGCCUGGGCAAGCCGACAGCUGAACCAAGCAGAAAGCAAGGUGCUCCACAACAGUUUCCAGGUCUUAGAUAAUACCUCAUCUCUUCUGAGACUUCCGUCCAGGCCACCCCCUCCAAUGGCAGCGGGCGCUGUCCGGUCUGCAACUUGGCAGAAGCAGGGCGAGGUCUACCACAACCAGCAGAGCCUCUUCUCUCAACUGCCUGUGGCAGCACAGAGCAGGGCGAGAUUUGGACAAUCACAGAAUCAACAUGCUAUCCCAAAACCUCAGGCCUCCUUUCUCAACUCAAACUCAAACUUACAUUCCCAGAACCAGACAGUAUCAGUACGGGAAGCACACAGACAGGAAGCAGGAAGGGCUCCAUUUACCUUCAGCUUCAGCAGGUUGUACAGCCUUAAAGACCUGAAGGACAAGAUGAGCAAGCUGCCAGGACCGAGCAAGAGAGGUGGCACCAGCUUUCCUGGACAAGGACGUAAGGGCACAGGCUAGUCUGGUCAUCUUCUGGAAAAAAAACAAAAAAAAAACAGCAUCAUUUCUGUUAUCCUCACCUUUAAGAAAAAAACUUUGUAAAAUCAUGACCUGACCCAGAAUGUGUACUGUCAAAGAAAUGCCCUAAAAAAGUCACAUCAUCUGUCCUGUUAACACAACAAAGACUCUGCACCACCUUUUUCACUCUAGGGUCUGAACUUUGAACUUUGACCCAUGACUUGUAUGAUUGACCUGCUGCUGUCUCAUCUGAUGGAGGACAUACUUUAAGUUGUAUUUCACAUGGCAGUUUUCAGUAUGAAACCACUCUUAUCCAAUCGAAAACCAAGUGUAACUGGAUAAGAGUUUUUCUUUUUCUCUUUGGUUUCUCAUUUCUAAAGACAUUUUUUACAGAUUCAUAUGCCUUCAUCUCAAACCUUCAAAAAUUCUUAUGUUGAAAAUCCAGCUGCCUUACUGGCUGAACUCUGAGCUUUGUUCUUUAAGAGGUCAUAACCUUUGAUGUUAUCAAAGGCCUUUACAUCUGGAGUUGAAUCACAGCUGAAAUGAUUGCGACUCAGACACUACCAAAAGUUGCUUUUUUUAACCUACCUGGCCUCAGUUAUGAAACAACUGAGUAACGGUGUUAUUUGUAAAGCUUUUGUUCCAAAUUUACAUGUGUAAAUUUGCAUGUAUGACCAAAAAGAGAUGAACACCAAGAACUUAUGUAAAGCAUGUAUACACCCAAGUUCUGUCACAUAUUGCACAUUGAAUAGGCGGCUUUGAUCGUCUGUAGUUCAACUGUACAUAUAAUGUAGAUCAAGCACUGUGAUGUACUGAAAUGAACUGUUGUACGAAAUUAACCACUUCGUUUUUUUUAUGUUUUUUUUUCCUUCCAACAGCACAGGGAGUUACAUCAGUGAAUGUGAACUCAGCAUCUGUGCUUACAGUAAACUGUGUUCUUAACAUGAAAAUGUGCACACAUGCUGUAUUUACAGAUGUACCGCACUUUGUGUGAUACUGAACAAUAUGUAAGACUACUGACAGUAACAGACUGCCUCUUCCAACAUGGUGUUCUCCACCCCUACUUUACAUUCUGUGAGCUGACAAAUAAGUAAAUGUUCAAAUGGCUACGAUCAUGACAGGUAAGCUCAAAUUGAAAAAACAAAACAAAAAAAAAACUGUUUAUA